UUUGUUGCGUUUAAUUCGGGUCGGGUUCGAGGAAAAUUUAAUUUGCCAAGCAGGACCUGAGGUUGGAGGGAUGAGUCAGCACGCGGGCCCGAGGGCCGAGUCGACUCACCACCGACUCUACGAGUUCGCGAAAGCUGCACUCACCAGGAUCUUCGUGCAUCCUUACGCUACGGUGUGUGAAUUGUAUUGCGGUGGAGGAGUUGAUGCAGAGAAAUGGGACGAAGCUCAAAUUGGCCAUUACAUUGGAAUUGAUGGUUCAUCAUCUGGAAUAAACCAAAGAAGAGAAGCAUGGGAGAGCCAGAGGAAGGCUUAUACUGCUGAUUUUUUUGAGCUUGACCCUUGCAUGGAAGAUGUAGAGAUACAUCUGAAAGAUCAGACAAACCCGGCAGAUUUAGUUUGCUGCUUGAAGAAUUUGCAGCUGUGUUUUGAAACUGAGGAGAGAGCAAGGAAACUUUUGCUUAAUGUAUCAUCCUUAUUGAAGCCGGGGGGUUAUUUUUUUGGUAUUACUCCCGACUCAUCUACAAUAUGGGCCAAGUACCAGAAGAAUGUUGAAGCAUACCACAAUAGAAGUAGUGGCAUGAAACCAAACAUUGUUCCCAACUGCAUUAGAUCAGAGAACUACAUGAUCACCUUUGAAGUUGAGGACGAGAAGUUCCCGUUAUUUGGAAAGAAAUACCAGCUGAAAUUUGCUAAUGACAUCUCUCCCGAAAUUCAUUGCUUGGUUCAUUUCCCGAGCUUCAUCAGGUUAGCCAGAGAAGCUGGUCUGGAGUAUGUGGAGAUUCAAAACUUAACAGAAUUUUAUGAUGACAACAGAGCACAAUUUGCAGGCAUGAUAAUGAAUUUUGGUCCAAACCUUGUGGAUCCUAGAGGAAGGCUUCUUCCUCGAUCAUAUGAUGUGUUAGGUCUAUAUACCACAUUUAUAUUUCAAAAGCCAGACCCUGAUGUUGCUCCCCCACUUACGACACCAUUGCUGCAUGAUGUAACUUACAUUCAGGAUGAGAGAGAGUGGCAAGUGCCAGUGACGACUGUCUGGAGGGAUGAUGAAAAGAGCGUACCGGUAGAGCCACCUCCUGGCCUGGGCAAGAUUAGUGAACAAAAAGGGAUUUUGGGUCCUGGCCCUGCUGAGUUGCGUUUUUCUGAGGCACUUUGACCUGGUGGUCGAUGGAGGGAUGGAGGCAAGAAGAAUGUGGAUGGAAAAGACUGAUUUUUAACAAAGUUGUAACAGCAGUGUGGCAUGUUCAUUAAUUUCCUGGGUAGACUCUGUUUUAGUACUUAGAUUAUUCUCUUUUUCCUCAUUUAAUGCAGG
This is a messenger RNA of Prunus persica (peach), 1306 nucleotides long. Its product is annotated as mRNA cap guanine-N7 methyltransferase 2. Gene Ontology annotation, biological process: 7-methylguanosine mRNA capping. Gene Ontology annotation, cellular component: nucleus. The transcript is spliced from 12 exons. Bases 71 to 1150 code for a protein of 359 amino acids. NCBI's taxonomy places the organism in Eukaryota, Viridiplantae, Streptophyta, Magnoliopsida, Rosales, Rosaceae. Gene Ontology annotation, molecular function: mRNA 5'-cap (guanine-N7-)-methyltransferase activity. The record is from RefSeq and is a predicted model, not a curated record.